This is a messenger RNA of Stereum hirsutum FP-91666 SS1, 4107 nucleotides long. RefSeq lists its product as uncharacterized. Gene Ontology annotation, molecular function: phosphoric diester hydrolase activity; protein binding. The coding region runs from base 1 to 4107 and encodes 1368 amino acids. The transcript has 9 exons. Gene Ontology annotation, biological process: lipid metabolic process. NCBI's taxonomy places the organism in Eukaryota, Fungi, Basidiomycota, Agaricomycetes, Russulales, Stereaceae. The record is from RefSeq and is a predicted model, not a curated record.
AUGAAGGUGCGUCCUCCAGCCAUCUUCGGAAAGCAGCUGCAAGCGGAGAUCAUUCCCGGCUGGUCAGAGUAUUACCUCGACUACAAGUUCCUCAAGAAGAUCGUCUCUUCCCUCGCUGCGAAACGUCCAGCUUCAGAGGCUGCCUCACUCGCACUCGGUAUUCGACCUGCGGAUAUCCUCACACCCGUAGCUCAGACUCAUGCGCUCUCACCAGUUCAUACACAUCGUUCGAUCCUCAGUGGGACCAGUGAUAAUAAUAAUGAGGAGGGGAGUGCAAGUGGAGAGGAGGAGGGUACGGGUGUGCCGAUGCAGGUGGAUGUGGCUGUAGAUUUGGGGAUGGAUGAGCCUCCGGUGUUGACGACGAUGGGUCAAGACGACGAUAGGGGCCCGGAUUUCCAGGCCCAUAAGGCCGCGUUUUUCUUCAAACUAGAAAGAGAGCUCGAGAAGAUCAACGCGUUCUACCUGCGCAAAGAAGCAGAACUAAAACUCCGUCUCGAAACGCUCCUCUCGAAACGGCGAGCUGCGGCCAUGAGGGUCAUCCCGAAUGGGAUCGACGACACGACGGAUAAUUAUGUGGAGUGGAAAGCGGUCGAGGAGGGGUUUCAUCUCUUGGAGCGAGAUUUACAAAAGCUCCAGAACUUUAUCGAGAUCAACGCGACGGGAUUCCGCAAGAUCCUCAAGAAAUGGGAUAAACGGUCGAAAUCGACCACCAAAGAGCUAUAUCUGGCCAGACAAGUCGACGUCCAACCUGUGUUUAACAGACAACUCAUCUCCGAACUCUCAGACACUGUAACAGCCUGCCUAGUCGACAUCACCGACAUCUCCUCCGGCCUCUCCUUCUCCGACAUCCCCACCGCCCCCGACGUAGACGAACUCCUCCUCCUCCAACAGCUCUCCGCCGAACUCGGCCCCUCGUCCUCGUCCUCCACCCUCACUACCUCGCUCUUCCGCGACCUCGAAUCUGACCUGCGUAAAGCCGUGGCGAACGCGGACAAGGCUGCCAUCAGGUCGAUCGUGGCUUAUUCGGACACGCUGGCGAAGCAGGAACAGAGCAGGAACAAGGCGAAUAUUACGAGGGUGCUUUGGAGGGCUGUCGUUGAUGCGCCGGAGGAGUUGGCGGAUUUGAUCCUUGAGACUUCGAGGGCUAGUUCUUCUGCUAGAGAUACUGGCGCGGAAGAAAAGACCACUUCGACGACGACAGAGGGGACGGGAAAAGCUUUCGAUUGGACCUUCGUGGACGAUAUCAACGGGCGCACUUGUCUCCACGAAGCCUCGAUAACAGGCGCCCUCCGCCUCGUUUCGAUGUGUCUGGCACACGACGUCCCAGCCUCCGCCAUCGACGUCUACGGUCGUUCCGCGAUCCACUACGCCGCUAUGAACGGCCACGCGGACGUCUGUCGGCUCUUACUCCAAGCGGGCGUGAGCCCGUACGUGAAGGAUAUGGAGAAUUACAGCCCAGUGGUCUAUGCGACUUUGAAAGGCUGUGUGGAUUGUGUGAGGGUGUUGGUGGAGGAGGGAGGUGUGCCUGCGCAACCGAGGGGAGAGGAGAAGGAGACGGAUUUGAUCCCGUUGAGUCUGGCGGCACUGGCGGGACAUAUGGAUGUGGUGUUGUUGUUGCUCGAGCAUGGGGCGAGGUCGUUACCGAAUUCGAAUGGGGAAUAUCCGAUACAUUUCGCGGCGAGGAAGGGACAUGCGGAUAUUUGCCGUUUGCUCGUCCAGCCUGUUCAUGCGCGUCCGAAUACGGAAGGCUUGAGUGAAGGAGGAGAGGAAAGACACGAAGGAUGGGAUAAGGCGGAUAAGUAUAACGAGUGGACGCCGCUUUUCCAUGCUGCGAGGUGGGGACAUGAGGAUUGUGUGAGGGUGUUGUUGGAGGCGGGCGCGAGGAGGGAGGUGGUGGAUGAGGUGGGUUGUUUGGCGGUGCAUUGGGCGGCCUGGUACGGACAUAUGGGAUGCGUCGAGCUGUUGUUGCCCAAGGGUGGCGGUGGCGCGCCGGGUGUGGCGCGGGGGACCAAGGAGGAUGCGGCUUCGUGUGCCACGGUUGGGGCGGGGAUAGGGAUGGAUGUGAGGAGUCCGUCAGAAAAGUCGACGGGGUCGAGUGGGCUGAGAGCAUUGGAUUCGGAUAUUGAUCUGAUUCCUUCGCUUUCGUUGCCACCGCCUAUGAUGCCGCAUAGGGUGUAUGGGCACAAUUAUCUCGACAAGCAGUGUCUCGUUCAGGUGACUAUUGGCGGCACUGAUCAUUCGACUUUGUCCUCCCCCACUUCAUCAACCUCCACACCAGGCUCCAGUUCCAAGGACGCCUCGACUCCCGCCGUCCGGCUCCACCCCCGCCUCCUCGGCUCCUCCUCCCUCGGCAUGUCCCUAGGCCUCGACAUCCCGACCCCGACCCCGCUCUCCUCCCCGAUAUUCAAGCUCGUCAUGACCUCCUCCCCUAACACUACCUCCGCCCCGCACUCGAUCUCGCUCCCGAUCGCGGAGAACGACGUGCACGUGCAGACGUUCCAGGCGCCCGUUUCGACGCUGGAGCGGCUCAGCCUCGAGUUUUCGCUCUAUCCGAAUUUCGGGACGAAGACGGUGGGGAGGGCGGUCGCGCUGCCGAGCUUGUUUGGGAGGGGGGAGAAGGAGAAUAGUGGGAGGUUUGUGUUGCCGAUUUUGGACCAUCGGCUGCAUGUUAUUGGCGAGGUGUCGUUUGGGAUCAAUAUUAUCACGCCGUUCGAAGGUGUGACGCUCGAGAUCGGGGGAGCAGUGGAGACGUAUUGGAAGUCGCUCUCGACGCCGAACGUCGUCGGUUCGAGCCCAUCGCACUCACACUUACAUUCGACACACCCACCGCACCUACCCCACGGGCACACGCACUCGCCACAUCCUUCGAACCCACUGAAACGGGCAUCACCCAUGUCACCCGCUCUGGCUUCUAUACGUCCAUCACCGGCUCAGCCAAGACCGUUUGGGUCUCCACUUGCGAGGCCGUUGUCGAGUAUACCUACCACAUCUGUUACUUCUACUAUGCCCGCGCAUUCUCAGUUCCAUCAGUUGCCGCACCAACAUCAAAUCGCUCCACAGACCUCAGCCUCGACACCAAUACAGUCCGCUCUGCAGCAACAGUCGGCAUCUUCCCAACCGCCGAUCCCGACUUUACAACAGCCUACGGCUGUGUCAUCCGUCACGGGCACGUACGUCCAUCUCAUUGUGCAGGUGACAAAGGAUCUGCAGCCGGUUUUAUACAGAGAGUGGAGGUUGCCAGAGGAGGAGUAUGAACUCGGGGUUGCGGAUGUGAGGUUGGACCAGCUUGAGAGGUUGGGUGGGAGGACGGAGAGGACGAUGGAGGAUGUUGUCAAGACGGAGGUAAGAGGUGGGAAUGGGAACGGGGAGACGGCGAGAGAGUGGCAUAGCGUCGGGUCGAGAGCGAUGGUUACGCUGGAGGAGUUCCUCAAGUCGCUGCCCGUAUCACUCGGUGUAUGUCUAGAGCUUGCUUACCCUUCGGCCAAAAUUCGCGAAAAAGUCUGCCGGAAUAAUAUCCCGCUUAACGACUUCAUCGAUGCGGUUCUGAGAACGGUAUAUCAUACAUCUGCAUUGUCGGAAGGUCGCCCCUCCGGUUCAGGUCCAGGUCUGGACUCGGCGCAUACGCACGGAUUCGGUUAUGGAUACCAGAGCCAGAGUCAAAGCACGGGGAGGAGGAAGGUCAUCUUCACGUCGUUCAGCGCUGACGCGUGUGCGGCGGUGAAUUGGAAACAGCCGAACUAUCCAGUCUUCUUCGCAUCACAAUGCGGCGCAAAGAGUCGUGCACCGCUCAGUCCGACGGCGCUCACCAUAGGAGAUGCCUCCGAUCAGAGACUGUCCAGUCUCCAUGCGGCGGUCGAGUUCGCGAAGACGAAUAAUUUGCUCGGCGUGUUUCUGGACGCGGAUGUUCUGGUCACGGUGCCCUCGCUUAUGCGUGGCGUGAGGGAUGCAGGGCUCCUCAUUGGGACGUACGGCUCACCCGAAUCGAUGUCUGUGCUGUCUUCAUCGUCAUCUGCUUCUGCGUCGAUGCAGACAAUGGCCACGGGCACGAACACGGACAUGGUCACUGUGGAUGCGUUGUUCCAGGAGGGCGUGUUCACGUUUCCCUGA